UGUGGGGAUGGCAUUGGGACUGCAUGGGGUCACACAUGUGUAUGUCUGUGCAUAUGUGUACAUGCAUGUGUGAGCAUAUGAAUGUUCAUGAGUACAUGCAUGAGAGUGUGUGCACAUCUGGGUCUGUGCAUACUCAUGAGUGUGUACUGCACCUUGUACAUGCAUCUGUGUACAUGGCCACAAUACAUGUGAGCACACAUGUUUGUACGUGUGAGCAUGGACAUGAAUGAGCAUGAACACAUGCAUGUGUGCACAGGUGAGUGUGCCGCACAGUGCACAUGUGUACAUGUGCACAUGCCCUUGUGUCUGUGUCCAUAUGUGUGCAUGUGUUUGAGCAUGCCCUUGUACAUUUGUAUGUGCUGGUGUGUAUCACUUGUGCACUCAGACACAGACCUGUGAGGAGCAGCUGCCCCUCCCUCACUGCUGACACCGUGGUACCAGACUCACAUGCCUCUUGUGGCUGGAGGGUUUGCUGUGGGUGAAUGUGGCAUCUGGGUGUGGGUUUGUCCCUUCUUUUUUUAAUUGCAUUUAUUUAGCUGUACCAGGUCUUCAUUGCUGCGUGGACUUUUUUCUCUAGUUGCAGCAAGUGGGGGCUACUCUCUAGUUGCAGAGCAUGAGCUUCUCAUUGCAGUGGCUUUUCUUGUUGCAGAGUAUGAGCUCCAGGGUGCUCGGGCUUCAGUAGUUGCAGUGCACAGCUCAGUAGCUGCAACUCCUGAGCUCUAGAGCACAGGCUCAAUAGUUGUGGUGCAAGGGUUAAUUGCUCCGUGGCAUGUGGAAUCUUCCUUGAUCAGAGAUUGAACUCGUGUCUCCUGUAUUGGCAGGUGGAUUCUUUAUUACUGAGCCACCAGGGAAGCCUGGCCCUGCUCUUUUUUAAGGACACACCAAGAUGAAGACGGCUACCAACAUUUACAUCUUUAACCUGGCCCUGGCAGACACUUUGGUGCUGCUGACACUGCCCUUCCAGGGCACAGAUGUCCUCCUGGGCUUCUGGCCAUUUGGGAAUGCCCUGUGCAAGACAGUCAUUGCCAUCGACUAUUACAACAUGUUCACCAGCACCUUCACACUGACUGCCAUGAGUGUGGACCGCUAUGUGGCCAUCUGCCACCCCAUCCGUGCUCUCGACGUCCGGACAUCCAGCAAGGCCCAGGCCGUCAACGUGGCCAUCUGGGCCCUGGCCUCCGUUGUCGGUGUUCCUGUUGCCAUCAUGGGCUCGGCACAGGUUGAGGAUGAAGAGAUCGAGUGUCUGGUGGAGAUCCCCACCCCACAGGAUUACUGGGGCCCCGUGUUUGCCAUCUGCAUCUUCCUUUUCUCCUUCAUCAUCCCCGUGCUCAUCAUCUCCAUCUGCUACAGCCUGAUGAUCCGGCGGCUACGUGGCGUCCGCCUGCUCUCAGGCUCCCGGGAGAAGGACCGGAACCUGCGGCGCAUCACGCGACUGGUGCUGGUGGUGGUGGCAGUGUUCGUGGGCUGCUGGACGCCUGUCCAGGUCUUCGUGCUGGUCCAAGGGCUGGGUGUCCAGCCGGGUAGUGAGACCGCAGUGGCCAUCCUGCGUUUCUGCACAGCCCUUGGCUAUGUCAACAGCGGCCUCAACCCUAUCCUUUAUGCCUUCCUGGAUGAGAACUUCAAAGCCUGCUUCCGCAAGUUCUGCUGUGCAUCAACCCUGCGACGGGAGAUGCAGGUGUCUGACCGCGUGCGCAGCAUUGCCAAGGACGUGGCUCUCGCCCACAAGACCUCUGAGACGGUGCCGCGGCCAGCAUGACUAGGCGUGGACCUGCCCAUGGUGCCUGUCAGCCCGCAGAGCCCAUCCACACCCAACACAGAGCUCACACAGGUCACCGCUCUCUAGGCUGACGCACUGUUACUGUGCAUCACCAGCCUCCUUGGGUUGCCCUGUGGCCUCGGAGGGUCUGCUGCUUUCAUGGGACAGGUCAGAGCAGUAUGGCCGCCCUCAAAGCCCUGGUCCUACUAGUACAGGGCAGGGGGUGGAUACAUGGACUCAACUGGUGAGACUGCCUGGCCAGAGGUGUGCUGGCAUUGUCAAGCUUCAUGGACCCUUCUGGUCUCUCCCUCAACAUCUUGCUGUGGAUAGACACGCACCUGGAGGUGUAACUGCAGCUGUACAGACCCAUGUGCCCUCAUGCUGUGUGCUGUAUGCUAGGAGCCUUGCAGUGUCUCCUCUGGGCAGCCGGACAGGCAUGGGACUGCCUGGAGAGUCCAGUGGGCAUCCCCGGGCAGUGGGACUUGUUCUGAGAGUGGAACUUCUUUCAGAGGUGUCUCAGCAAGCCUGUUUCCUCCAGAACACACAAACCAUGGCACUGCAGACAUGGCUGUUCAGGUGUGCAAGGUGACCAGGAGGACCACAGCAGGCCUUUGUCAUUUGUGGAGCAGCCCCUGUGCCUGGUCUCAGCUGCAGGGAGUGGGGAUGGCUCUGUGGUGAUCUUUCUAGAGUGCCUGUGCACCCCUCAGCCUCCCUCUCAGAUCCCUCGUUUCAGACUCCAUCUGAGGUCAGCGGCUUUGCAGCUGGCAGAACCCUCUGCCCUGUCUGUUCUGGUGGCCUUGGAAGGAUGGUAGUGGGCCAGGUUCUGCUCUGCAUCCCCAGUGACUGACCACUACUUCAUUUUCAGGCCUCCAGUUGUCUGGGGGGGGGGUACCUUCCUGCUGUUACAACCUGUCUUAAGCAGUGCCCAGUCAGAGCACAGUUUCAUAUGCAGAGCUGGUAGGAGAGCUGGGGCUUGGUGGGCCCACCUGAGCAAGGCUGCAAGGACUAUCUGGGCCGAGGGGACCCUGCCCACUAUGGCCACCUAGAGAAGCACCCUCCUGGUCUGUAGAUGAAGCCCAUAGGUCGGUGACUUGGCAAAGGCUCUUCAUGCAGACUGGCUGCUGAAACACCUGCCAACUGAGCUACAGACCUGGCCAGGUGAACCCGAGGCAGAGAGGGGGAGGCGCUGACUCUGGACUGGCCUCUCCUGCUUUGGGGUCCUGGGCCCUGUGGGGUUGUUCCUGGGGAGGGUGGGCCUCUCUUUGCCGCCAGCAGCGGGAGGCUGGGAGGACCAGAGCCACUACAACUGUGGCAUUUUCUCGCCAGUGCUGAAAGAUGUGUCAGUCUAUGCCUGUGUGACGUCUCUCCGUGUAUCUGUGCAUGCUGAGAGUGUGAUUUCCCCUGCAUGUAAACUGCCCUGAACUGUCUCCAGGGUCAUGACAGAGGGUCAGAAUAAACCCCUGCAUGCUGGUCAGAG
Dama dama (fallow deer) is the source of this 3233-nucleotide messenger RNA. It is a transcript of the gene OPRL1, whose product is annotated as opioid related nociceptin receptor 1. The coding region runs from base 887 to 1756 and encodes 289 amino acids. The record is from RefSeq and is a predicted model, not a curated record. Gene Ontology annotation, biological process: neuropeptide signaling pathway; sensory perception of pain. Lineage: Eukaryota; Metazoa; Chordata; Mammalia; Artiodactyla; Cervidae. The transcript is spliced from 3 exons. Gene Ontology annotation, cellular component: neuron projection; membrane. Gene Ontology annotation, molecular function: neuropeptide binding; nociceptin receptor activity.